UUAAAUACAAGAACGAAACGGACCGUUCGUGGAACCCCACGAGACCUCCGAGAAAGAACGAACCAUGUUCGUGUUUUUUCGGAAGUACAGUGAAAUGCGCCCCGUGCUGCUGCAGCUCAACGCCAGUUGUACCAUCCCACAGGCACCCUAGACAUCACAUUUCAGGCUAUUUUCUCUGAUUCUUCACUCGUCGGAUACUAUCUGUGGACUGCAAAUGCAAGCCAUCAAGUGUGUUGUUGUCGGCGACGGUGCCGUGGGUAAGACAUGUCUGCUCAUCAGCUACACCACUAAUGCCUUCCCAGGAGAGUAUAUACCCACAGUAUUUGACAACUACUCUGCUAAUGUUAUGGUGGAUGGCAAACCUGUCAACUUGGGACUGUGGGAUACAGCAGGACAGGAGGACUAUGAUCGCCUUAGACCACUCUCCUACCCUCAAACGGAUGUAUUUUUAAUUUGCUUCUCACUGGUGAGCCCUGCUUCAUUUGAGAAUGUUAGAGCAAAGUGGUACCCUGAAGUUCGCCAUCACUGUCCCAACACCCCCAUCAUACUUGUGGGCACCAAACUUGAUCUGAGGGAUGACAAAGACACAAUUGAACGUCUUCGAGAUAAGAAACUGGCACCCAUCACUUAUCCACAAGGUCUUGCGAUGGCUAGAGAGAUUGGUGCUGUUAAAUAUCUGGAGUGCUCCGCCCUUACUCAGAGGGGUUUAAAAACCGUGUUUGAUGAGGCCAUCCGUGCUGUUUUGUGCCCUCCACCUGUAAAGAAAAGGGGCAAAAAGUGCACUGUAUUUUGAGGAACGCAUUUCUUAAUUGAUAUAAAAACCAUUACUGUAUCUUAAUUGAUAUGCCAAAUUUGCUUUUUUCGCCUUAAAUGAUCGGAUUAACAAGCAAAUGUUUGGAAAAGGACAUAAGGAAAUGAUGUGUUUCAGGAUGUACAAUUACUUAUUAAAGACAGUAUAGCUAACACAUGCAUUUAGUUUUUACUCAACUCUUUUGAACAAUAUAAUACAGUUUGCCAAGUUGCAGCAAGUUUGACAAUUUUCAGAGCUUUAAGUAUGGACAUUGUGAAAAUAUUCAUAUCCUAUCUGCAGGUAUGUUUCCCUUUUGGGAAAAUUUGUGAAUGUGUCAAAAGACUGUGUAAAUACAUGUUGUGUAUAGCUUUGGUGAGGUUUUUUUUGUGAGGCCACAGUCAGCACUCUCACUUGAGGGGUGACAGUAAACAACAUUUUAAGUAUUUUACAUUUAGCUUUUAUACUUUUAGCUUUUAUUACAUACUGUACUUAUGUUUUAAUGUCACUGUAUUAUAUGUGAUUGUUUCAUGUGACCCUUUCUGUGAAAUUCAAGCUGAAGUCUCGUAAUCAAAUUAUGAGAUUGGGAGCAUCAAAGUUUGAUUUCAUUCAUUCGUUUCAAUUCAAUUUCAUGACCUUGCUCAGUUUAUAUUUAUAAUCAAGGUUAUAUUUUCACAGAAUGUUUUUAUGCAGUAUGGUUUCAUGUAGAAAACAGUUAAUCACAAAAAUUACUUUAGCUGGGUUUUCAUAGACAUAGUCACAUGAACAAAAGAUGCAGUUGCUUAAUGAUACCAUAACUGUAAUCACAUUUGUUUAUAUUGUGUAAUUGAGUGCAUACUUCCACCUCCAUUAAAUGAAAAUAAAUUUGUGUAAACUGUGUAUACCUUGCUUAAAA
Messenger RNA from Misgurnus anguillicaudatus (oriental weatherfish), 1682 nucleotides. RefSeq names its product Rac family small GTPase 3a (gene rac3a). Gene Ontology annotation, molecular function: GTP binding; GTPase activity. Gene Ontology annotation, biological process: small GTPase-mediated signal transduction. The record is from RefSeq and is a predicted model, not a curated record. Lineage: Eukaryota; Metazoa; Chordata; Actinopteri; Cypriniformes; Cobitidae.